This is a messenger RNA of Sesamum indicum (sesame), 842 nucleotides long. RefSeq names its product copper/zinc superoxide dismutase 3 (gene CSD3). NCBI's taxonomy places the organism in Eukaryota, Viridiplantae, Streptophyta, Magnoliopsida, Lamiales, Pedaliaceae. Gene Ontology annotation, molecular function: copper ion binding. The record is from RefSeq and is a predicted model, not a curated record. Gene Ontology annotation, biological process: superoxide metabolic process.
CAUCUCUCAAUUACACCAAAGAUUUGGUUGGUUGUGGUACCUAAGAAUAUCUAUUAACUCUACUUUUAUAAUAGUAGCUUUAGGAUGAAGUCCGGCUGAAGCUGAACAGUGAACUGAACCCAAAAACAAAAACAAACAAACAAAGCGGGCGGCUGAAACUCAAACAGCAACAGGAAUCAGAGGACAUGGGCACAGUAAAAGCGGUGGCCGUCAUCUCCUCCUCUACCCACAACAACCUCAAAGGCUCCAUCCACUUCAUCCAACACACUCCCCCAGCACCAGGAGGAGUUAGUGUUACUCAUGUGAAAGGAAGAAUUUGUGGGCUCACUCCCGGACUCCAUGCCUUUCAUAUUCAUGCUCUUGGGGACACCACCAACGGCUGCAAUUCCACUGGACCUCAUUUCAAUCCCUUAAACAAGGAUCAUGGAUCUCCCAUAGAUGACGAGCGUCAUGCCGGUGAUCUGGGGAACAUUGUGGCUGGCUCAGAUGGGGUUGCUGAGAUUUCAAUUACAGAUAGGCAGAUUCCACUAAGUGGUGAGCAUUCCAUUUUGGGAAGAGCUGUUGUUGUGCAUGCUGAUCCUGAUGACCUGGGGAGAGGUGGACAUGAACUCAGCAAGACAACUGGCAAUGCUGGUGCAAGAGUGGGGUGUGGUAUCAUUGGCCUUCAGUCAUCUGUGUAGAGUGAAUGCCAAUAACAUGUAACAUCACUUGGAAAUCAAAUAAUUUCUUUUUUUUUUAUUGAUAGUCAAAAUGUGUUAUUGCUCAACAAUGGAAUAUUUCUGUUUAAGUUUCUUGAUUGAGAUUUAAAUGCUUGAAAUUUUAUGACACGGACACUUUUAUGG